Messenger RNA from Cylicostephanus goldi, 506 nucleotides. Lineage: Eukaryota; Metazoa; Nematoda; Chromadorea; Rhabditida; Strongylidae. The record is from the annotation of a GenBank genome assembly.
AUGGCCGCCACUGUAUCCGGCACAGAAGACUAUGAACGCUUUGCACAUAGCCGAGUAAUGAGUCCAUGCAGUGUCAAGAACAUCGAGAAGAAAUUGAGAAAAUUAUCGGCACAAUGUGUUUGGAAGCCAAAGCAGUCUGAUAACAAGCUAAUAAAGGAAUCUUUCACUGGAGACUCGAAGGAGCGCACUCCUGGGGAGAUGAUCGGACUACGACAGCAGUGCCAAAUUGCGUUUAGUCCUCAUUACGGCGUUUGUCCGAGCAAAGACUAUUUUCGUGGCGUCGAUCUAUGUCAUCGUAUUUGGUGCAAAGAUCGAACUAAAAAGAGAAGUGAGCCUUGCGAAACAAGAAGCUAUCUACCUGCUUUGGAUGGGACGGAAUGUGGCAAGAUGAAGGUAUCAAAACUCAUUUUUUCGACUUCAGCACUAACAAUCUUGUAUUACAUUGCCGCUACAGAAGCUGAAUUUGGCUCCUUAAGCAUCAAUACUGCUGACAAUCGAGCUUAGAG